AUCAUCACUAGAGUGACCAGGGAACAUCAUGGAAGCCGAGUGAGGUGUGAGGCGAUGUACAGUGAUGAUGAAGUUGUCUCCAGUGACUCACUGGAAUUACAGGUUUACUGUGAGUAUUGCGAUCCAACAACAAGGAAUGCUGUGAACAAGGCUGUCAUCGACAGUAUGUAGGAGAUGUCAUUAGUGUUAGACCUUUUUUUUUCUGAGUGUGUGUAUGUGUUUCUACAAAAGAGUCAACAUAAUUUUUUUUUUUUGGCUAAAGGGAAAGUUCUAAGAUACGUUUGAUUUAAUAAAUGAUAUGUUUCACGAUUCACGUUCUAUCGGCUUGUUUACAGAUCGUCCAGUUAUCAGGAUAACACGGAGUGACAAUCAGGGUCAGCCACUGUCCACCUACUCUGAGGUCAUCAAGGGUCACAAUGUGACGUUUGUGUGUGACGCUGACAGCAACCCGCCUCCUGCUUCCAUCACGUGGUCAGGGAAAGUGAGGAGCACUACUGGGGAGCUACACAUCACAGCAGCACAGCAGAGGACACACGACGGUAACUACACCUGUACCGUGGUCACUGAGACAGUUGAUGAUGAUAAACGUCUGCCACUGAGGGCAUCUGACCAGCUUGCUUUUAUCGUUAAAUGUAUUUUUUUUUCUCUUUUUCGCACACACACACCACACACACACCACACACACACCACACACACACACCACACACACACACACACACUAUACAUCGUGUACCUACGCUGAAACCGCGCAAACCACGGGUCUUUUUCCUAGUUUUGUGACUUGAAGCCUUAUGGCCACGAACUUUUGGAGCUUUCCAGCGAUCCUUGCCCCGAGUCAAGUCUGGGUUGUGAAGACUGACGUACAUCUGAGGUAAGUCUAACAAUAUUUUGGCUUGGCAGCAGGAUGAAAGAUAGAGACGAGUAGAUGAUUAAAAGAGCUUUUAACGAGUUAAAUUCACUAUACAGUCAUCUCAUUUCAAAAUAAUAAUUGCUUAACAUUAAUUGCUGGUACACAUACUUAGUUUUGAGGCUAGCCACGGGCUAUUCAUUCGCUAACUUCAGCCGACAAAUCGACAUGUAGAUGUUUCAAUAUAUUAUAGCUGAGAAUAGUAGAAUGAAAACUGGAAAAAAAACCUGGGACUGUGUCAGGCGGCGUUUUAUAAUGACCAAAAGCAGAAUGUCAGGUGUGUUACCGUUUGAACUCUGGUCAUUGCAGCAUAAAAAUUUCUUUCGACUAACCUUUGGUUUGACGGAGACCAGGACCACAACCACUGUGUUUGAUGUCCUGCCAGCCAGUCUGACGUUCCUGUCAGUCUAUCGCAUCAGAUAUCAUCAUGUACAGGCUCAUCGCAUCUUGUCUCAUAUGUUAUCUCUUGGUUCAACGAUCGGCGAGCCAGCAGACCGUGCGGUUGGCUAACGGGACCUGGUGGGCGGGACGCCUUGAGAUAUUCCAUCAAGGGCAAUGGAGUAGAGUGUGUGAUCGUAUGUUUGGUAAACAGAACGCUCAGGUGGCCUGUAGGAUGCUGGGAUUUGACAGUCCUGAAGCACUAGUUGUCAGUUCUGCGAUGUACGGGGAAGGUUCAGGCAAGAUUGCACCAUACAACUACACGUGUCGGGGUACUGAAGCCAGUCUGACAGGGUGUAAAUACACGUGGCACAAUGACGACUUCUGCAGCCAAAGUAAAGCUGUCGGUGUUGCCUGCGUUGUCUUAUCUACUCAACUUCGUCUAGCGGGUACUCGGCGCACAAGACAGGAUAUGGGUCGUGUUGAAAUAUUAUUUGGGGCUGCAUGGACUACUCCUUGUGUCAGUAGCUUCAGCAGUAGCCUUGCUAAGGUCAUCUGCAGACAGAUGAAUUAUCCCUCACAAGCAGCAACUGCUGUGGAGCCAUCAUCCUUUGGUCCGAGGACAGGACGUUUCCUUGUCGCUGGUAUUGUGUGCACGGGCAUGGAGUCCAAUAUACUGGGCUGUUUCCAGACAUUUAAUGGCUUCAGUGAUACCUGCUCUUCAUCUGAGCUUGGCGUAAUCUGCAGUGAUUCAAGCCCCUCGCUAUUCAUCGUUGUGGAGACAAGCUCUACCAGCCCUGCCUACCCACUGAUGGAGGGAACCAAUGUUACACUGAAAUGCGUCUCCUCACAGCGAGGUCUGUCACAUCUCAACUUCUCUUGGCCAGAGACUGCAGGUGGCCGUCCUUCUGGUGAAUACCUCAUCUUUGACAACCUGACCAGAUCACACAAUGGAGGCAGAGUGAGGUGUAUGGCCAGCUAUGGACAGCCUCCUAGAACUCAAAUUGCUACGAGUGACACAUUGGCAAUGGAUGUUUAUUAUCGGCCUGUGGUUAGAAUCAAAUGGGAAGGGAACACGUGUGAACCUCUGGAGUCCAGUCCAAGUCGCUGUGUUGUCAGUCAAGACCAGCAAGUCAUUCUUUACUGUGAGGCUGACAGCAACCCUCCUCCUGCUUCUGUAAGAUGGUCUGGACAGGUUGAGAGUGCAACUGGACAGCUGUACAGCUGUACAUACCUUCUGCACAGAGGAGCUGGCACAAUGGUCGAUACAUCUGUACUGUGUCGUCUAAACCAGUGUCCAGUGAUGGCCGUCAGACACUAAGCUCAACACACAGCUUCAGUGUUAUUGUUAAAUACCCAUCUCGAGUACUGAAUUUUCAAGUGAAUGCUGGGAUGAGAAGGGUUGUGACUGUUCCUGAACACUCCCCAGUGUACAUGCGGUGUGAAGCUGAGGGGAGACCAUCACCUCACAUGACGAUUGUCCGUGACACUGUGGACAAGCGAGAGGUCGCCAGCAGGCCUCGAGGUGCAGUUGAGUUUUCUGACCAAAGAAAUGUGUUAACAUAUAACUUGACUGCCGCACCUUGCGAGGCUUCAGGUGACUACAGGUGUGAGGUGGACAACGGAGUUGGAAAAGAUAUUCAGAACAUCAGGAUUUAUGUUAUGUGUGCUCCCAGGAGAAGCAGCACCGAAGAACAAUCUUCAAUCCUUAAUAUUGCCGUCAGGUCUUUUCAGUGUUCAACUGACAGCAUACCCAACACCGACAGUCAAAAACACUCUCUACCUUGGGCAGUACAAUGACAACAGCACCGAAGGGACAACAGCGUGGAAUAAGUUUUAUGUCGCGUGUGAGGCGAACAGCUUUCUUCCCGCCUCAGUCAUCUGCAACAUCACGACCAUCAACAUGACAAACGCUGACGAAGGGUUCUAUAAAGUAAUUUUCAGCAAUGAGCUUGGGGUGCUGCCUCUUAUACUUCUAGUCCGGCGAGAUGAGGACCGUGGCGUCAACUUAAAAGACAUCCUUGGUUCAGCCUUGGGAAACGCUUGUGUACUUAUUGUGGCCAUUAUUCUGACAGUCUUCAUAGCCAAGCAUUGCAAAGG
Messenger RNA from Pomacea canaliculata, 3385 nucleotides. RefSeq names its product neurotrypsin-like. Lineage: Eukaryota; Metazoa; Mollusca; Gastropoda; Architaenioglossa; Ampullariidae. Gene Ontology annotation, cellular component: membrane. The record is from RefSeq and is a predicted model, not a curated record. The transcript is spliced from 10 exons. The coding region runs from base 1335 to 2606 and encodes 423 amino acids.